UUCUUAAACUAGUUUUAUCACAGUCAUAUGACAAGGAAGUUAAACCGAUAAGAUUAACACCAACAGAUGGCAAAAUAUUUAUGACAAACAUCAAAUAGAUCAUCAAGGAGGAUUGUAAACUUUAAAACAAGACAUAGGAAGUUCUCUUUUGUUUAGACAUGGCUGUACCAGGAAGAAAGAUGCCUGAAAGAUUUUCAUCAUCAUCAACUAUGGGGUCUGAUGAAGACAUUAAAGUGUAUUGCCAGCCUUGUGACCAUGACGGUCCUAGACUCCCUGCCCAUGGCUAUUGUGUUGACUGCAGGGAGCACUUGUGCCAGACUUGCUUUACGUUUCACAAGAGACAUACCCUUUCAAGGCAUCAUACUCUUCUAGAUAAAAACAACAUGCCACAGACCAUUUCUUCGACCUCUGUUCAUCCAAGCCAGCCUGACAAUCUUACCAAACCUUGUGAUAAACACAUGAAAGAAAUGAUCAAGUUCUACUGUCAGAACCAUGAAGCUUUACUCUGCAGUGUAUGUGUUACUCUUGAACACACACGUACAUCUUGCAAAGUCAACUAUAUCCCCGAUAUUUCUGCUCAGGUCAUAAAUAGCAAAGAGCAUCAAGUUAUCUUAAAAGGUAUGGAUACCAUCACUGAGCAAUGUCACAAGAAAUCAGAAGAUGUAAAGAAAAUUACUGCAAAGUCCAACAGUUCUUUGACAGAUGUAUUGGCUGAUAUAAAGAAGUUUCGGACUGAAAUAAAUCAAAGACUAAAUGAACUAGAAAGACAAGCUGAAGAUGCAGCAAAGACAAUCCAACAAGAAAACAACAAGAACCUGAAGACAGUAGAAACAACUUGCGAUGAUGUAACCAAGUCUCUGAAGACAUCAUCUGAUGCCAUUAAACAUCUCAACACAACCAAACAAGCAGACAAACUUUUCAUGGAGCUGAAAUUAGCUGAGCAAAUGGCCAAAGAUUAUGAAAAACGUGUGCACCACCUAUCAGUAUAUGGUGUCAAAGAGUACAACUUUAGACCAAGUAAAGCAAUAUCAACCCUUCUUGGCAAGGAGAGGUCACUGGGUACAUUUACAGAGAAAUCACUAAAACAAUCAAAUCCUCCUACAGCUGUUGAUAUAAAAACCAGACAAACUUCCCAUCAGGGUAAAAUCUGUGUAAAGACAUCAAAAGAUAAAGACACAUGCUAUAUAACAGGAAUGACUCUCCUUACUCCUGAUCUACUUAUCAUCACUGACAGGAACAACGAGGCUGUAAAAAUGGUGAAUACCCGCAAUAAAUCUGUUACUGAUCAGUUACAACUAGAUACUGUAGUUAGUAAGGUCACCUCAGUUACCAGUACAGAACUUGCUGUCACACUUCCUGACAAACAAAGUAUUCAGUUUAUAUCAGUCUCCUCAAACAAACUCGAGAAGAAACAAACUCUGAAGGUUGAUGGAGAAUGUUAUGGUUUCAGUUGCUGUCAGGGGAAAUUUGUUGUGUCAUUUCAAUAUCCUGCAAAACUCCUAAUUCUUGAUACCAAUGGUACUAUACUGACAACAGUCAGAGGAGGAAAUAUUUUCAGAAAUCCAGUAUAUGUUACCACUAACACUAAUUCUAUAUAUGUAUCCGACAGGAACAUGGUAACAAUUACAAGGUUAAACUGGCAGGGUGAGGUGACUGGUAGUUAUGAUGGUACGUCUGAGCCUCGUGGUAUAACACUGUCAGAUGAUGGUACUGUUUUUGUGUGUGACUGGGAGAGAAAUGUUAUAGAAGAGAUAGCCGGUGACUGUUCUACAGGAAAAGUUGUAUUGAAGGACCUCAGUUCUCCCUGUUCUGUCUGUUGGUGUGCUGAAACAAGUAAACUGUACUUCAGCUGUUGUACUAGAGAAGACAAACAUGACAACUUUCUCCAGGUCUUCAAGCUGUCAUAACUAGAACAAAACUCAUCAACAGUUUAACCAAUGUAUACUGUGAAAUCAUUCAUAGUCAUGGGGGACAAAUUUUCAUGAAGUUUGUGACUGUGUCAGUCCUUGGCAAACAAAGAAUGUUCCUAUUUAUCCUAUCUUUGACGGGACAUGCCUUCAAAUAAAAGUCAGAUUUAAAAAAAAAAUAGCAGUUGGUUUUAAUUAUCUAAAUUGAUAAAACUAGUAUUGUUUAAAUAGAUUAUUAAUGUGUACAAAGUACAGCAAAAUUCCUUCUAUUUUACAUCAAACUUCAAAAGUGUAACUUAAAAUUUUUCAGAUUUUUAUCAUUUAUUUUUUCUUAACUUAAACGAGUGUUAUUGUAGAUAAUUAGAUAUGUGUCCAGUGUGUUCUUCUUCCGAGAGUAGAACUUGUGCUUGACCAGUCUGGUCUUUGUAUAAAGGAAGAACUCGUACCAAGAUGUCUGGUACACUUUUAUUGUGUUGACAGUCUUGAAAAGUGAUUUUAAAUGUGAUUUUUUUAGAAUUUCUAAAACAAGAAUGUAGAUUUCUACAUACAUGAUGUUUGUUAAUGAUGUUUUUGUCUUGUUAUUGACAAUAAACUUUGUAAAACCUGU
Molecule: messenger RNA, 2514 nt
Organism: Mercenaria mercenaria
Lineage: Eukaryota; Metazoa; Mollusca; Bivalvia; Venerida; Veneridae
Exons: 2
Coding region: 159-1907 (582 amino acids)
Biological process (GO): positive regulation of DNA-templated transcription
Cellular component (GO): nucleoplasm; chromatin
Molecular function (GO): zinc ion binding; ubiquitin-protein transferase activity
Source: RefSeq, a predicted model, not a curated record